UCCGUCCCAUCGUCCUCAUCAAGUCUGGUGCCUCUGUAAGGGGAAUGAUUUGACCGUACUUUGGUAUCCAUAUUUUUGUUCAUGAUGGAUUCUACAAGCGAUACCAAGAGCUCAGUCCCUGGUGUGAUUUUACGUCCGUCGAAAUGGCUUCCGUUGUACGAGGACUUUGUCACCAAGAACGCUAGUUCAGUGGGCCAAGUAGAGUCUGCACUGAGAUCUCUAACAUAUAUCAUCCCAGGACGCUACCGGGAUUCCGAGAUACCAUCAGAAUGUGUACACUCUGGUGUACAGUUAUUAACGCUUUAUCAUGAUUCUCUUGUUUCCCGAGUCGCUUCCGGUCUCCCACCCUCUGCUCGGCCGACGCCAACACCUCAUUCGCGGUACACGAAAUACUGGACCUCGCAUUCAUCCUUAUAUCGCAAGGUAGCCCUUGCACUUCAAAUGGUCCAAUAUACGGAGAUACUCUGGGAAAUGACCGCGCGACGCCGCGGUGAGAAAGUCCGUUGGCGGGUCGUUGUUUUGAUUGAAGUCAUUAAAGCGAUGUGCCGUCUGUUGUUGCUUCGCCUUACGAACUCCAGACCCCUUGUUAGCCCACCGCUUCCGGAGCGCGAACUUGACCCUAGGUCAACACAAGAGGAAGAUGACAGUGACUGGAACGGGAUGGACACCCCUGUCAGCGAACGGCCAUCGGACUUGAACUGGAAUAUGCCCCGAACGGGUCUGUCGCUUCCUUCGCUUCCCGAUGUGAACGAUAUAUCGAACUAUCUCAUAUCGAAGGUUCUUACCGCUGACGACAUCAAAUCGCCCAAGUCUCUCUUGCAUCGUGUCACUGGCCAAGGCCAACUGGCGGAGAUUAUGUACAUUCUUCGACCGGUGGUUUAUGCCCUUGCAAUGCAAAGAUGGUAUAAAAACAAGCAGAGCUGGCGGCCCUGGCUGAUCGGCUUUGGUAUGGAGUAUGGUUGUCGACAGCUCGCGAAGUCUGAUUUCCGAGAGAGGGUCGCUGGCGGCCUCAGAGGGCUUACGGGCCUCGAGCGGGAAGAGCUAAGGAAAAGAGGGUGGGCGAUGGGUUGGUGGUGUAUGCGCGGUGCAUUCUACGACAACAUAACCAGACCUUGGUUGAACGGGUUAGUUCAGAAAAUGAAGGGCAAACCUCUACUUGACUUGGUGGGAAGUGUCGUGGAAGACUACGAGUACCUGUGGGAUAACUUCUACUUCCCAACCGCGACCCUGUAAAGGUCUUUUUUCUCGGACUCCACUGUUUGGCGCUUCAUCAUCUACUCUAAGAUGACACCCCACUAACCGUGUUCUUUACAAACCAUUGCUCCUUGAGGUUGAGUGAGUGUUGAAAAACACGCAUUUCUGCACCCAAGGGUAAAUAUUGAUGAUACCCGAUGAGGCCUCGGUCCCUUUCUACUCCUGUCUUUGUUUCCCUUUAACGAUGGUCUAUCCCAUGGUAGAUCUGCUUCAUGUCUCAAAUAUUUAAUAUGGGGUAUCUCAUUUGUCAUGUAUCUUGUAUCAUAUACAAAGCGCUU
Messenger RNA from Aspergillus candidus, 1532 nucleotides. RefSeq names its product peroxisomal membrane protein PEX16. NCBI's taxonomy places the organism in Eukaryota, Fungi, Ascomycota, Eurotiomycetes, Eurotiales, Aspergillaceae. Gene Ontology annotation, biological process: peroxisome organization. Gene Ontology annotation, cellular component: peroxisomal membrane. The transcript is spliced from 4 exons. Bases 82 to 1233 code for a protein of 383 amino acids. The record is from RefSeq and is a predicted model, not a curated record.